Messenger RNA from Exophiala dermatitidis NIH/UT8656, 1444 nucleotides. RefSeq lists its product as uncharacterized. The record is from RefSeq and is a predicted model, not a curated record. The transcript has 2 exons. NCBI's taxonomy places the organism in Eukaryota, Fungi, Ascomycota, Eurotiomycetes, Chaetothyriales, Herpotrichiellaceae. The coding region runs from base 1 to 708 and encodes 235 amino acids.
AUGGCUCCUGAGCUUCAUCAGGCCAAAAGCAACCAAAUGGCCAGCCCAAGCAGCACUUUGAUGCUCCAGGAACAACGCUCUCCGGCUGCGGCGCUGACUGCAAGUGGUGUUUGUGUUGCAGUAGUGGAUGAAGAUACGGUUUCUGAUGUAGUGGUAGAGGUUUUCAGCGUUGUAUCCGGUCUGGAGGUCGACGGAGAUCUUGUGUUCGUGCGAAAUGCUCCGCUUGCCAUGGUUGAAUGCGAGGCGUCUGAUGUUGCUAAAGAGGUGCUGGGGGAUGGGGAGAGAGUGGAGGCUUCCAUGCCGGAAAUUGUCGCCGAACUAGCCAGUGCAGGAGUUGCCGUAAUGGCACUCGUGCUGACAUCGGGCGCUCCCGGAGUGGUGGAAACUGGUUGGGUUGUGGUCGGUAAAAUCGGUGUUGUGCUGGGUAGAGACACCCUUGUAGCUCCGAGAUCAGUGCUUGAGCUGGCCGUGUUUGUAACAGUCACAUCCAGUGAAAGUGAUUCCGUGUUGCUUGCAGCGGUAGCAGUUGGAGCAGUCGCCGGGUUUGGAGACUCAGGAUGCCCUUGUGUUGAGCUGGUAGACAACUCGGAGGCUAUGCCCACAGAACCAUCACCGGUGACACUGGUUGAUGUUGGUUCUGAGAGCUGCGUGUUCGUCGAUAUAUCAGAAGAACCUAAACCUAACGUGCUGGUGAUGAGAAAGCCUUGACUAUCGUAACUCUUGGGUAUCGUUGAUGCUGCAGGGUUGACUAUCACAACAGUUGGAAAGCCACGAUCAUCGUACGAGGUGGUCACUUCAGAGUAAAGCGACCCCGAGACCAAAGACGACACUUGCGCAGAUGGCGACGGAGGGGAUGGAGUCUGUAGCCGCCCCAGCGAUCGAGGCGCUUACCACAGUCACGGCCGUCGCGGUUGCCGUUCCCGACCAUGGCCAGCCAGUCCGGGUUGCGGAGACGGAAUUCGUGUUAUCUCCAUUACCAAAGGCCAAUGGAGCGCUGUUCGAGACAUGCGAAGUGACCGCGGGCGCAUCGGCCGUCGAGACGGGUGUUCCGUUGCCUUUGGAGUUGAUCUGACCUCCAGUGGACACGAUGGACUGCCAUGUGCCACUUGUGCCCGAGUACGAAUACUGGGACCCUGUCGAGUAGUCCGUGACAUGAACCGACUUGACAUACAUAGUGAAGGGACCAGCAGAAUAGUCUGUCACGCCGCCAGCCCAUUGUAUUGUCCCUUCCGGGUUGGACGGGUCUCCUCCAGCCCAGGCACCCAAUUUGACGUACAUUGGCGUCUGGGGAUACUGCCCGGAUUCGGCUUGUUCCUGGGUCAUGGCUCGCACAGUGGUCCCGUCGAUAGACCAAACAAUCUGGUCAGCAGUCCAGUCGAUACUGUAUGUGUGAAAGGUGUCAUGAUUGUUGUCCGCGCCGUGGAAAGCUCCGCGGUUGUACCCG